Messenger RNA from Oryza brachyantha (malo sina), 2174 nucleotides. RefSeq lists its product as uncharacterized. The record is from RefSeq and is a predicted model, not a curated record. Gene Ontology annotation, molecular function: protein binding. NCBI's taxonomy places the organism in Eukaryota, Viridiplantae, Streptophyta, Magnoliopsida, Poales, Poaceae. The transcript is spliced from 8 exons. The coding region runs from base 244 to 1803 and encodes 519 amino acids. Gene Ontology annotation, biological process: positive regulation of protein catabolic process; protein ubiquitination.
UCCAAGGCUCCCACUGCUUCCAACCCUAGCCUCCGCCUCCGACGAAUGCAGCCGCCGCCGCCGCCGCCGCCUCUGCUCUGCUAGCCUCGAAUACCGAUCUACCUUUCUCCAUCAGCCCCCGCGCGACCGUACCCUGUCCUCUCCAGGAGCGGCGAACCCUCGAGUCGUACGUAUCCUUUCCUUUCCUGGGGAAGGGGAUCGAUUUAGGUUUCCGCAAUCCGCAUCUCGUACUCUAGCUCCACGAUGACGAUGGAGCAUGGAACCCCGGGUGAAGCCGAAGCCGAAGCUGAGGAUUACGGGUCAUGGACACUCAAGCAGAGGAUUGAUGACAUCGUUAACAGCGAUCCUAUCAAUAAUGUCCUGCCAAAGCAUCCUGAACAUAGAGCAUAUUUCGAGAAAAAGCUCAAGGAAAAGUUAGAGGGGUUCGUAUGCGUUGCACAGCCGAAACUACUUCCAGCAUUGGUCAAGGAUAACGUCAAGCACUUCUACCAAGUCUAUAAUUUAUGUCCACGUUUCAUGAGCAUCAGGGAUCUCCUUUACCCUGAUCUCCUCACCAACAUGGCCUCCUUCAACGCGCUGCGUUGUGCCAGGGUGGCAUUGGAGGGCACCUCUCAAUUGCGUGGCCGCCACGCUGACCCCAACAUCCUCCACCGCUUUGGCUUCUCGCCCCUCCACAUGGCUGCCGAGAACUUCAAUGUGGCCAUGGUCAAGCUCCUCUUCCGCUAUGGCGCCUCCGCCAACAUCCGCACCAAGGGCAGCAAAGUCAUCGAGGGCCUCCUCCCUCUUCAUGUUGCUGUUGAGAAUGCCACCAUGCACAAGUAUCUGGAGGACCACUGGACUGAUGGGGACAGUAUCAUCCGCCUCAUCCUCCUCCUCUGCCUUCCUGAGAUGAAAAUGUUCUUGGACACAACUAGAUUAAUUGCCAAACAUACAGACAACAUUGUUGAAGAGGUAUGCGGUUACAUCCAUGAGGAGAUGCAUGUCCACACAGCAAUUUUGCUGCUGGCUGCUCAAAAGCAGCUCCGUGGGCGCCUUAACAAAAGCAGUGGCGAGGCCUCUCUGAACGGCUUUGAUAUUCUUAAAAGCUGCAUUGAUGAUGCUCUUGACACCAUACAUCUUGAGGGGUUAACUAUGGUUAAGCAGGGAAAGAAUGGCAAGGCACUUAAGAGACUCAAAGACAGGAAGGAAGCCCUUCUUACAGCACAUGCACUUGUUCGUAUUGUUGACAAAGCCGGUAUAGCUCUUGAGGGAUACAUUCAGACUCACUCACAGGUGCCACAUGACGGCAUUGUUCAACAUGUUUUAUCAAUUCUAAAAAGCAAUGGCAUUGCCCAUUCUGGGGAAAGCAUUGACACUGGAAAACUUGAAUGCUACAAACAUCAUGGGGGAAUGCCAAUUGGUAAGACAGAUUCACAAAGAGUGAUUGCAGUGGGCUCUGGGGAAACUAUUGAAGUGGAGAAGUCGUCGUCUGAUAAAUGCGAAGUUAGUAAAAGGAUUCUGGGCAAGCAACCACCUAAAGGAUUGGGUGUAAAAGAUGUGAGAAAUAUGUUCUUCCCAUACUGGAAAUCAGUUUUGUCUCGUCGGUUGGAGGUGAAGAAAAUUCUAUCCUCUAAGCCUAGCUGGAUGGACUCGCCAAGUGCCGAAGCGAGCAAAGAAGGGAGCAAGAGUAUAUACCACCCAUCUGCCCCAAACAAACCAAUAGGAAAUCUUGGUUCAAUGGGAUGGACCCCAUUAUCAAGUGAAUCCAGAAGGAUGCUUUGUACUGCUGCUUCAAUUUCCCAGAAGGUGUUUAAGCGCACUUGAGUACAGAAUCUUUGGUGGUCUAAGAAAGAUCAAUGAUACUGGGAGCCUACAUGAGAUGGCUGUAUCGUGUUCUGCUAGGAGCUGUGUUGCAUGGUUGUUAUGUCAACACUUUUUAGGUGAAAACCUUGAUUGCAGUGUUAUAUUAAGGCAUAAGAUAUAAUGGAACGCUAUUUAUUUCUUAGUAUGCCAGGCCUAAAUGAUCCGGCAAGUGAUCAACAGGCUAAUGGCCUGCCUUUGAAAGUAGAAUAUCGUGGUAUGUAUGAUCUAUCUAGUGGUUGAUUAUUAUGCGAAUAUAUGUUUUAACAUUUCCUGUAUGGCACAACUUUUAUGUAUUAGUACUACAAGUUUUUGCUGAAUUAGUUAUAAUCAUU